Messenger RNA from Strongylus vulgaris, 225 nucleotides. Lineage: Eukaryota; Metazoa; Nematoda; Chromadorea; Rhabditida; Strongylidae. The record is from the annotation of a GenBank genome assembly.
CGAGCCUUGGAUGUCAUACCACGGCAUCGUAUUCCUGUAAUAAAGGAAGUGCAGGUUUUGGCAGAAAACGCGCAGGAGUUUGCGAAAAUGGCCGAGCAGAUUUUCUCCCUUCUUCCUACCACAGCUACUGUUCCGUGCAUAGCACCUAAAGGAGCCAGAGAGCUGGAGAGGGCAUUAAUUCACUUUCAAUCUCGUGAACCAAUGUGGGAGCGUAUCACAACGUAA